This is a messenger RNA of Dichotomopilus funicola, 4728 nucleotides long. RefSeq lists its product as uncharacterized. Gene Ontology annotation, molecular function: protein binding. Lineage: Eukaryota; Fungi; Ascomycota; Sordariomycetes; Sordariales; Chaetomiaceae. The transcript has 3 exons. Gene Ontology annotation, cellular component: nucleoplasm. The record is from RefSeq and is a predicted model, not a curated record. The coding region runs from base 1 to 4728 and encodes 1575 amino acids.
AUGGAUGCGCAGAAUGCUGCCGAGCCCGCCUCCACGAAGCCUCCUGCUGCUUCUCCCAAGCGGCCGGGCACCGACGCCGACCACCCCCGACCUCCUGCCGUGACCAAGCUGUCAAGCGCCAGCAAACUCGACCUUUCCCUCAAAGAUGGCCGUCUGGGUGCAUCCAGCGCGCGCCUCGGUGAUGAAGACGCGGUCGGUGAUGGGAAUUCCGAUGCUGAGACGAUCGUGCUGCCGGGCAAGGAUGGCCACUCGCCGUCCAAGGUGCGCAAGAUCAUCAAGCACGAGAACAGCGACACCGAAGAUGGCCCUUCCACGUCGUCGUCAUUGCUCAGCCGCAAGCAUUCUCACUUGAAGCAGGACCGUGAUGGUGACAAGGGCGAUCGAGGGGCCCGGGCCGAUCGUCCCGAAAAACCAGAAAAGUCGGUGUCGACUACCGGGAUUGGGCACACCGAGAGCACCGUGUCUAUCCUUGGGCGGAAGAAGAAACAGCUGGACAAAUCCAAAGCCAAAGAUGGUUCAAGUGGCCUUAGUUCUGCACCGGGUUCUCCGCCUCCAACCCAACGACGACGUCGACCGUCAAAUACUCACUCCAAGUCCGAUUCCGAAACAGCCCCUGCGGAAUUUACCAAGUCUUCGAUCAAAGACCGGGGCCGGCCGCUGGACAAGGUAGUUCCUCACAAGCGCAAGGCACCACGUCCCGACUCAGAUGACGAGGCAGAGAACCGCAAAAUUCGCCGCCAGCGCACCUCAGGCUCAGGCCUCGAUGCCUCACGAAAACACCACCUUCCCCCAUCAAAACCACAGACCGAACACGCUUCCCCUGCCGUUCCUGCCUCACGAAACCGGUCCAUUUCCCCUCAUUCCCGGGUUCAUCGCCGCAGCAUCUCUACCACUCAGCUUCCAGGACAAUCAUCCAAUGGACUGAGCCACAAGAAGAAGCGGAUUCCAGCACCUCUUCAGUCGACCGACUAUCUCUCGGACGAGUCAUCCGCGAGUGGCAGUCCUCAUCCGCGGAGCUCCAAGUUGCGUGGAUUGGCGACUCCUGCGACCGCCGACUCGAACGCCUCGCCUGCCAAAAUGGCACCACACAAGAAACAUCUCGACGCGCAUGGCCAAACCUUCCUCGCGAGGGCCUGCGCCAAGGGUGAGUACGACGUCGCGAAACACCGACUCCAGGAACGCCCAGAGGACAUCAACGUGGCCGACUACGCCGGCAACACUCCGCUACAGAUUGCUGCACUUAAUGGAUACGACGAUAUUGUUAAGCUACUUGUGGAUGCCGGCUGCUACCUCGACUGCGUGAACAACGACAAGGACACUCCCCUCCUCGACGCGGUGGAGAAUGGCCACCUAGAUGUCGUCAAGAUCCUUCUCAACGCUGGCGUAAACCCCCGAAAGGCAAACGCGUAUGGGCAGGAGCCGAUCGACCGGGUAAACGACGAGCUUGACUAUGCGGAUGAGAUUCGACGCGCGCUGCGGGAAGCCAAGGCGAAAAUGGGCGAACGACGCCGGACUUCCGAAGAGCACCAGCCGGAUCAGACGGACACCCGCUCAUCCUACGGCCCCGAUAGUCCUCGGAGGUCGCCCGGCGUUAUGGGUUCCGCCCACACCAUCGCUAGCCGAAGAUCUGGUACGGUUCGUGCCACUAAAACCAGCAACCACCUCCUGUACAUGCCGAUGGACGACAAAACCCUGCGCGCGGCCGCCGCACGUGGUGAUGAGGAGACUGUUACGCGCAUUCUUCAAGUCAGGGAGAACUUUGACGAUCCGGAAUCCAUGGUCGCCGCCGCCCGGGGAGGGCACGAUCUUGUCAUGCAACUUCUCUUGGCCCUCGGGAGAGCCAACCCAGAUCCGUCGCCCAUUUCGAGCCAGAGUAGCGAGUAUUCAACCCCCAUGCUCGCUGCUAUUGGCCAGGAAAACCUCAAAGUUGUUCGUCUACUCCUUGAUCAGGUUGAUCAGGGUAAUUUCGACCCCACCCGUCGCAUCAAGGGCGAGGCUUAUCACGAGAUCGCGAAAAGACGCCGCGGUCCAAAUUGGAUGGAGGAAGAGCAUAUGCUCAAAGAUGCGUACGAUGAGUACCGGAAGUCGCACAAGAGUGGCUCGUCUAAGAACCGAUCACCCAACCGACGCGAGCAGGAGCGGGAGCGGGAGCCGAGGCGCAAGCUGGACAUCAAGGACGAGGCUGCAAAGCUUCACAAGAGAAAAGCUGUGAGUCCGACAAGGGAACCUAAACGGCUUACCGCCACGAAACUAUCAGCAAGCCCGAAGGAGAAACGACGCGCCACCUCGCUUACCGCACAGCCUGACGACCAGACAUCACCGAAGCGGGGCCCGGGACGUCCCAAAAAGGAUGACCGGAUCCCCACGAUUGCCGUAUCAGAUCGUGAGCCAUCACCUGCCGGGCGGCCCGCAGCCAAAAUCAGGCGGGCCGAGUCCGAUCUCGCCGCUGUGUCGUCGGAGGGCGAAACUACGAAACCGCGACGCAAACUGGUUUCUGGCCGGGAGUUGAAAGGCGAGCGGGAGCGACAGCGACGUCCUAGUUUGACCUCGAACGCAUCGUCUAUGAAGGAGCCCUCCAGUCCCCGGGAAGAACCCGAGAAGGCACCGAUGUCGGAGAAAUACCAUGACAGAACGAAGGCUCUCAAGCGGGACGAAUCUCGUGAUCGACUCCCUGUGUCGGGCGACAGCACCGGCAAACGGCACCGGUCCAGUGCUACGCCCCCACACCUUGGCCUUUCGGACAAGGACAGUGGUGAUGGUCCCGUCAAGCGACGGCGACUGGAUGCCGAAAACAAGGACGGCAAGGAGAAACGCCCAAAGUCCAGUCAAUCCGAUGAUAAACACCUGAAGACCCCAGUGCCUCGUGACUCUGGUCUGAGUUCCGCCGCAGCAUCUCGAGCUCCGUCGAAAACGCGGGACGAGGAGGAGCGAAAGCCAAAGCCGAAGAAGACCGAGGCUCUGCUUCAGCAGGGGCGCCGUGAAGCCGGAAAGUCGGCCUCUUCCGAGGGCAGCAUUCACGUCAAGUCCGAGGACCAAGAUGUCGACAUGCCCGACGCUCCCCCAGCUGCGACAAAUAUUUCAGAGCCGAAGCCUGUCCCAUCUCAGAAGGAUGAUGAGGUGGAAAAGAAGAAGAACCAGGCCGAGGUGGAGGAACGAGCACGCGAAGCCAAGCGGAAGGAAAACGAAAUGCGCCGCAAGGAGGAAGAGGAUAAAAUAAAGGAGAAGGAACAGGAGAUGGAGAAAGAACGACUUCGUCGGGAGGAAGAGUCUAAGAAACUCGCCGAGACAGAGGCACGCAAGCGUGAAGAGGAGGAGAAACGUCGUAAGGAAGAGGAAGAGCGGAAACGCAAGGAGGAAGACGAACGCCGUAAGCGGGAGGAGGAGGAGCGCAAAGCACGGGAGGAAGAACAGAAGCGCCGGCUCCAAGAAGAACAGAGAAAGAAGCGGGAGGAAGCGGAGCGGAAGAAAAAGGAGGAGGAGGAGAGGCGGAAAAAAGAGGAGCAAGAGCGCAAGAAGCGGGAAGAGGAGGAGUGCCUACGCCGCGAGCAGCUGGAGCGUGAGGCCGCCGAAGAGGCUCGCCGGCAACGGGAAGAGGAGGAGAAACGGGAGCAGGAACGUAAGGAGCGUGCCCACCGCGAAGAGAUGGAGCGCCGACGGGCCGCCAGGGAAGCCGAGCGUGCUGCGAAAGAAGCCGAACAACGGCGGAUACGCCUUGAGCAGGAGCGUGCCCGCCUCGACAAGUUGCCGCCCGUUUUGCGUUGGCUUGAUCAGGCCGCCAACCCCAAGGCUGCCGAGGUCGCGGAGAAGUUCAGCACGACCCAAGGUGUCCGCUACGACUGCAUGAACCCCGGGAUGAAUGGUACCGCGGCUGGCCGAGAGCAAUGGCUCCUCAACACCCAGGUCGCCCUUCUUUUGGGUGAGAAGGACUUGAGCCUCUCACGAUACACUGCCUGGCCUAAGGUACCCGCCUCGCCUGCCGCGAAGCGGGCCAUUUGGCGCCUCGAAUCUGACCGUUAUGCUCUGACGACGCCUGCUCUGUACGAGAUUGGUGAACAGCUCGAGGGCUACUACCAAGGGCUCGCCCCGAAGACGAUGAGUUAUGUCAUCUUCGAGCGUCUUCGAGCUGAAGCGUGGGCCAAGUUUGAGGCGAUGGAUCUGUUCUUUGUUAAGGCCUCGGAUUUCUUAUUCAUCAUCCCUACUGUGCAGCAUCUUCGCCACGUAAAGAUUACCAUGACAUAUUGCGAGAUUUCAGAAACCUGGCCUCCUCAACAGAAAUGGAGGGACGAUCCAGAUGCGAAGAGUCAUGGUGGAUUUGCGCCAAGCAACAAGCAUUACAUCAACGGCCAAAAGGUCUCAGAAGACAAGCCGUGCCUUAGAGAGGCCAGCACCUCGCCUUUCCCCCGACAGCGGAUUCCCCGCCGAAGCCUUCCGAGCAUCUCUGGCGAUGGUCUCUCUCACAUGACGCUCUCCAAAGAGCGUAGCAUGGAUAUCGACACCGAACCGACAACCUUGCCGAACGGGGUGCACUCAUCUCCUAUCAGCCGGGCUUCUCAUGGGGGGAAUGGAGAGAUCAACGGGCGACAACCGCUGUCUCUGACCACGACUGUGGCAACUAAUGGGACGGAAAACCACCCGCUUUCUCCGUCCUCCGAGGCGGGCCCGGCGCAAGCCCGUCCAUUAAUCAAUGGCACUCACGAUAUUUCCGGCACGACCGCCCACACAGAGUAA